Thrips palmi is the source of this 703-nucleotide messenger RNA. Its product is annotated as guided entry of tail-anchored proteins factor 1-like. The transcript has 4 exons. The record is from RefSeq and is a predicted model, not a curated record. Gene Ontology annotation, biological process: tail-anchored membrane protein insertion into ER membrane. Lineage: Eukaryota; Metazoa; Arthropoda; Insecta; Thysanoptera; Thripidae. The coding region runs from base 111 to 611 and encodes 166 amino acids.
GAAAAGUUUAUGUGCUACUGGAGUACGAACGAAGAGUACGAGAAAUUGAGAGUGGGAACUUUAUUGUUUAUGUUUUUGCUAACUACCGAUUUCCUUUAUUUCAUUCCAUUAUGUACGUGAAUUUUACUUUGUUUUUUGGGACAACCUUGCUCACUGUGAUGGCGUCCUUUUCAUCAGUAGUCGUAAAAUACACACUCAACGCUAUUUUCCAAGAAACCAAUCAUUUGAGGGACAUUCGAGAAGAAAUAUCUGCAGUUCGUACAGAAAUGUCAAAAAUUUCGAUGAUGGAUGAGUUUGCCAAACACGCUCGUCUUCAAAGAAAGCUCAUUAAGUUGCAGGAUGAACUGAAAUCAGAAAAAAUGAUAGUUUCGAGUACAAAACUGAAGUACAAAGUCUUAAUAGGUUCAGGGGCCUAUGUAUCAAUGGGACUUGGUAUGCUUCUUAUGGCAUACGUGUUUCGCUCUGAGCCAGUCUUGAUUUUGCCUGAUAAGUGGCUCUCACCUUUCUCAUGGAUUAUAUCGUGGCCUUGUGAAUUUGAAGGGGCAGUGAGCACUCUCUUCUGGAUAUCCGUUUGCGGAUCUGCAUCGCGGCUUGUUGCUUCCAAAUUUUGAUUUGGGGUUUGUGAAUGACUUAUCAAGACUGACUGUUGAGUCCUCUGUGACAAGUUUUACAUUUUGUUAAUUAAAAAUAUCUGCCUCAGUUA